AUGCUGCUAGCAACGUGGUCAGCAUGUGCCAUUAUCGCCUUUGCGGCCAUCGCUAGUGCCCAGAACGUGCCAGAAUGUGCGGCCAAUUGUCUUGCCGAGAGUGUCAAGAAUUUAACAUACUCCCGAAAUGCCACGGCUACCCUCUGCCACUGGCCGGUCCGGGACAAAAGUCUUGUCGCUCCCAUCGCAACAGCCGUUACCGGUGCCCUGGCUCUUGCGUUUAUCAGCAUCAGAGUAGGUGACUGUAUUGCUAAGAAGGAGUCCAAGUGGGCCGAUCUGUGCGCGGUCCUUGCAUUUGUGAGUGCAACACCGUUGAUGGGCUCGGGGAUGGGAAAGGACGUUUGGACGUUGACGGAAGAGCAAAUCACAAACAUGGGGAAGGCAAGUACCAGAGGCAAUAGCGUUCCAGAUGGGAGAACUGACAAAAUUCGUGGACAGUAG
Molecule: messenger RNA, 441 nt
Organism: Penicillium paradoxum
Lineage: Eukaryota; Fungi; Ascomycota; Eurotiomycetes; Eurotiales; Aspergillaceae
Exons: 4
Coding region: 1-441 (146 amino acids)
Source: RefSeq, a predicted model, not a curated record